This is a messenger RNA of Sitodiplosis mosellana (orange wheat blossom midge), 1704 nucleotides long. It is a transcript of the gene shams, whose product is annotated as glucoside xylosyltransferase 2. Gene Ontology annotation, molecular function: UDP-xylosyltransferase activity. The transcript is spliced from 3 exons. The record is from RefSeq and is a predicted model, not a curated record. Gene Ontology annotation, biological process: protein O-linked glycosylation via N-acetylgalactosamine. NCBI's taxonomy places the organism in Eukaryota, Metazoa, Arthropoda, Insecta, Diptera, Cecidomyiidae. Bases 148 to 1266 code for a protein of 372 amino acids.
ACACUUGGUGCAGUCAAAUGAAGCAGAUGUAAACUAUUUGAUUUUAAUUGUGUUUUCAAUUUAUUGUUUACACUAACUGACUGAGUAGGAAAAACGCUUAAUUGGAUUCGAUGAAGAAAAGACAAAGAAGCGAAAAAUCAUUUAAAGAUGCGUCUCAAAAAGCCGAUAGUCUAUAUUUUGACAGUUUUUUCAUUAUGUUUAAUCCUAAUGUACAUAAAAAAUAGACAUGUAGAAAUAGAUUCGGAGACAACAAAGAAAAAUGCAGUUCAAACAACUGUAUCGAAUUCAAACAAUACCGUGCCAAAUUCCGCUGAAAUCGUAAUUGUGGUUGUAUCAUGUGGAAUGCGACAACAAGAAACACUCAAUCUGUUGAAAUCGGCGAUAAUAUUCGGAUUUGAACAUCGGCUAAAAUUCGUUCUAAUGACUGAAGAUAAUUUGAUGGCUGGCUUCCGUGAAAAACUUGAAGACUGGUCCAGCAUUGCGAAAACUAAAUUUACAUUUGAAGUGCUUCCAUUGAUUUUCCCGAAAGGAAAUGAAGCCGAAUGGCGGACUCUGUUCAAACCAUGUGCAGCUCAACGGCUUUUCUUACCUGCCAUUUUAACCGACGUGGACUCGGUGUUGUAUCUAGACACAGACACAUUGUUCGUGUCACCCGUUGGCGAUGUGUGGAAGUAUUUCCGUGAUUUUAAUGCAACACAAAUAGCAGCUUUGUCACCGGAGCAUGAGGAUGCAAACGUUGGCUGGUACAAUCGUUUCUCAAGGCAUCCAUACUACGGAAAAUUGGGCGUUAACUCCGGUGUAAUGCUCAUGAAUCUCACACGAAUGCGUGAAUUCAAAUGGAAUUUGUACAUGUUGCCAUUGUAUAAAGAGUACAAAUUGAAAAUCACCUGGGGUGAUCAAGAUCUGAUAAAUAUUCUAUUCGCAUACUAUCCAGAUAAAUUGUAUGUCUUCCCGUGCCAGUUCAACUAUCGGCCGGAUCACUGUAUGUACAUGAGUGUUUGUGAUGCACCAAAUGGCAUUCAAAUCCUACAUGGCAAUCGUGGCUAUUUCCAUUCCGAGAAACAACCCGUUUUCAGUACAAUAUAUCGAUUGAUCGAAGAAUAUCAAUUGGGAACCGAUGUCUAUCGAAAUCUUGUGGCUCCGCUUGAAUCGGCAUUGUCCAGUGAAGAUAUACAGCACACAACUUGCGGCAAAAUUUCCGACAAAUUCCUGAAAAUGUUCAAGCAAACAUUUAAAGAAAAUAUAUUUUACUAUGAUUCCAGUUGACCAAUGUGUGUGACACAUUCCAAAAAUGACCACCGACACGGUGUCUUUUUUUAUACAUGUAACCGUUUUUACUAUUUGUAAUUUAUUAUCUCCAUUUCAUUGGGAUUGAUAUAAAACAAAAAAUUAACUUUAUAAAAUGUUUCAAACAUUAGAAUUAAGGUAAAAGGAAUGUCCUUUAAAAAAAAAAAGAAAAAUAAUAAUCAAAAGUAUCUUGAUUAAGGAAGGAUAUUUUUAACUGAAAACCCCUUUUGAACACCGUUUGUAUAUAAGUGUCAGCAUAGACUUCAAAAUGUGUGGUUAGGUUUAUACGUUUUCAUAUCAUAGGUAUUUAUAAUUUAGUUAUUAUACAACUGUACUUCAGUAUUGAUUGAAAUGUUGUAUUGUUCAAAGGACAACUGACUAUCAAUAAAAAAAAACCAUCCCACCUAUCAAGAAAAA